GCAGUUCAGUUCACGGCUCACAAUCACGGCCUUCGUACUGUGGUAGGCUGCGGGGCCCUUUCAGCUCUUUCGUUCAAAGCUGCAAAUUUCGCUCACGCAGAGAUACGUAUUCGUGUGCCUGCGCUGCGCUGCUCUGCCCUGGUUCAGAUUGUGACGGCCCUGGAAAGAGUGAAGGGCGUGAUUUCGCCGACCUGUUGAGAAGUUGUCGGGAAUUGGAGGAGUGCAGUGCAGGACUUGGGAUUUGGAGACCAGGGUUUAGGGGUUUUGAUCGAGGAAACGCAGGGCUCGUCCCGUGCUGCGCUGCGUUGCGUGGGGAGUAGAUGCGAUGGGACAGAAGCGAAAACCUGUCGCGGCUGAGCCUACGGUGCUGCCCGUCGAGCCUCCCCGAAAGCGGUCGCUGCUGAAGAGGAUCGGAGAGCCCGUCGAGGCUGAAAAUGGAACGGAGAAGAGAUGGCGUAACAAGGAGAAAGUACUCAUUCUCUGCUCUCGUCGCAUUACUUUUAGGUAUCGUCACCUUAUGGUGGAUAUGACGGGUUUGCUUCCCCAUAGCAAGCGGGAUGUCAAGGUGCAGUGCAAGGAUAACAAAGCAGCAACUCUCAACGAGCUGAUUGAUCUGAAAGGAUGCACUAGCUGUUUGCUUUUCGAGUGUCGAAAGAAGAAGGAUUUGUACAUGUGGCUUUCGAAGUCUCCGACCGGACCAUCAGCGAAGUUUUUGGUCAGUGGAGUACACACCAUGGCCGAGUUGAAGCUCACCGGCAACCACCUGAAGGGCUCCCGACCUCUCCUUACGUUUUCUGCUGAUUUUGACGAGUCGCCCCAUCUUCAAAUUCUGAAGGAGCUUCUAACACAGGUGUACACUACUCCCAAAGAUCACCGAAAGGCAAAGCCCUUCUAUGAUCAUGUUUUUGCCUUCUCUGUCGUCGACAACCACAUUUGGUUCCGAAACUACCAAAUAUCUGCUGUCAAGUCUAGCACUGAGAAGCUGGACAAGAUUGACAAGGCCCAUCUGGAGAACAUGACUCUUAUUGAGGUUGGCCCAAGGUUUUGCCUAAACCCUAUCAAGAUCUUCAGUGGAAGCUUCGGCGGACAGACGCUUUAUGAAAAUCCCUUCUAUGUGUCACCAAACAUUGUGCGCUCGUUGGACAAAAAGAAGAAGACGAUGAAGUACGCGAAGAAGAUCAAGGCUAAGCAACGCAGAAGAACCCACAUUGGAGCUAACCAAGUUGCUCCCGAUGACCUUGCUCACGUCUUUGAUGAAGAAGAUGAGUAGUGUACGAUAUCAGUGCUUAAGAAUUGCAAGUACAGCAGUUUUGACAGGAAUUUCUCAGACUUAGAAUACAUUUUAACUUGGGUAGAUUCAAUUGCGUGUGUUAUAAAUUGUCGGCUUGGUGCCAAUGGAAUGUUGAGAACGAGAUAAUGCCAGAUUAAUGCAGAUUGAACGGGUUAUAAUUGGAAGUGGGAUUUAUCUCGUUGUUGAAUG
Messenger RNA from Marchantia polymorpha subsp. ruderalis, 1480 nucleotides. The record is from the annotation of a GenBank genome assembly. Lineage: Eukaryota; Viridiplantae; Streptophyta; Marchantiopsida; Marchantiales; Marchantiaceae.